This is a messenger RNA of Hibiscus syriacus, 595 nucleotides long. Its product is annotated as photosystem II reaction center W protein, chloroplastic-like. Lineage: Eukaryota; Viridiplantae; Streptophyta; Magnoliopsida; Malvales; Malvaceae. Gene Ontology annotation, biological process: photosynthesis. Gene Ontology annotation, cellular component: photosystem II; chloroplast. The transcript is spliced from 2 exons. The record is from RefSeq and is a predicted model, not a curated record. Bases 75 to 485 code for a protein of 136 amino acids.
GUAUUCUACUGCCAUUGUAGCAAAAUCACUAAGCUGAAGCUUUAGCAGUUUCUUCUCUGUCUCUCUCUCCCAGUAUGGCGACCAUAUCAGCUACCUCAUCAAUCACCCCUGCAGCUGUUGCAAGCAGGCCAUCACCCAGGCUUGCAUCCCCAGUUGCUAUUGGGCUGCCAACGAUGGCAAAGAAAGGGAAAGUGAUGUGUUGUUCAGCGGAGAAGAAGGGUUGUGGUGAGGACAAAGGGUGGGGCAUGGGCAUGGGCAUGAGUGCAUCGUUGCUGGCAGCAGCCUGUGCGGCAACCAUGUCAAGCCCGCCGGCCAUGGCUCUGGUAGACGAGAGAAUGUCCACCGAAGGAACUGGACUUCCCUUUGGUUUGAGUAACAAUCUUCUUGGGUGGAUCUUGUUUGGAGUAUUCGGCUUGAUUUGGGCUCUUUACUUUGUUUACACUUCCUCCCUUGAAGAGAAUGAGGAGUCUGGAUUGUCCCUCUAAGCUUAGCAAUGGUCCAAACUAUUUACUUUCGCUCUUUUUCAUUGCAAAUGUAUGUCUAUAUCAUGUUCAAGCAGGAUUCGGUUGUUCUAUCUUGUAAUAAAACUAAAUCA